AUGUGGCGGUUCCGUCCAGAUGAAGGAGGGAACAGCCCGGCAAGAGCAAACCAGCGCACGGCCCAGCCUCUGCGGCCAAUCUGGGGCAGGGUCCCGGAGGUCAAGGCAGAGGAGCCAGGCCCCCCGGCCUCCCCCGGCAGGGCUCGCCCGGCAAGGCUCCCGAGCGCGGAGCGGCCCCCGGGCGGCAGUGGCUCUGACAACGGGACCCCACGAUGCGGGGGGCGGGGGGCAGGCCCCACCCCGGCGGACGCGGACCCCACCCGGAUGCCAGCUCGCCGCGCAGCAGGCCAGGGGCGCGCGUGCAGACCAGAAAGCGAGGGAGGGCCCGGCGCACGCGGCCGCGUGGCCCCGACUCCGGGCGUCCGCCCGCCCACGGCGGCCCGCAGCCUCGGCUCCCUCGGGGCAGCGCGGCCCACGGGGCCCGGAGGGCGACGGCGGGCGGCCCGGCGAGGCCCCUCCGCGCCGGAGCGCAGCGCUGCAGCGCCCUUUAUUCCCGGGGACCCGCCUGCACGGACCGCGGAGCGCGGGGGGCGGCGGGCCCGGGCGUCCGGGGGAGGGGGGUGUCCGCAGGGCGGGGGGAGGCCACGCCUGGAGGAAGGCGACCCGGGGCCGCUCCCCACGGCGCCUCCCCUCCCGCCGCGCGAGGAAAGCGUCCGCGCGGCCAAGGCGCGGGGAGGAGGCCGGGCGGGAGAGCGAAGGCCCCGGCGCCCCCCGCCCCCACCCCCGGCGCCCGGCCGCGGCGCGAACACGCGGGGGGCGCCCACGCAGAGCGCGCCGCCGCCGCCCGCCGCAGACGCAGGGCCCGGGCGACCCCCGCGCCGCGCGCCCCCCGCCCCCCGCUCGGCCGGGCGCCCCUCCCCCGCCGCUGCGCCUCCCCAGCCGGGCGCCCCUCCCCCGCUCCCGGCCACAAGGCUCCCCUCGCCUGCUUCCGGGUCCGGCCCCCGCCUCCCCUGCCCUCGAGCUCCGCCGCGCCUGCCCGCGCCGCUCCCUGGUCCUGCCUGGCCCCCGCCCGCGCAGGCCUCCUGCCGCCUCCGCCCCCGGACGAGGCUGCGCUGUGCAGACCCCGAGGUUGGGGGUGGCCGCUCGGCCGGCCGCCCUCCAGGUGGGACUGAGCGCCGCCCCGCGGCUCGCAGGACCCCCGCCCCCGCCCCCGCCCCGCGCGGCACCCUCCGCGCCUGCGCCCAAGAAAGCGGCGCCUCCUGCGUCUCCCGGCCUAGCAGGCGGGUGAGCGGGAAGUUCCAUCUUCUCUUUGACCCAACGGCCCGGAGGACCACCGCCCAGAGAAAGCGCUAUGCCCCCUGGGGGGGGACAUCGUCACCCCAGGAUGCACAGCCGCCACCGCCCUGGUGGCCCCACAGCGCGGCUGCUCCUCCUGCCGCGUCCCACAAAGGGCGCCCAGGGCUGGGGAAGCGCACGGCGUGCUGCCCGCGUCCCUCUCCGCAGCCGGACCCGCGUCGGCACCACGCUGCUCUCCGCGCAAAGCCUGCGAGCCUCCUGGCGUGGCCCACCUGA
Hippopotamus amphibius kiboko is the source of this 1512-nucleotide messenger RNA. RefSeq names its product proline-rich protein 2-like. The transcript has 2 exons. The record is from RefSeq and is a predicted model, not a curated record. NCBI's taxonomy places the organism in Eukaryota, Metazoa, Chordata, Mammalia, Artiodactyla, Hippopotamidae. The coding region runs from base 1 to 1512 and encodes 503 amino acids.